CCUCACCCUCGUCUCUCCUUUCUCUCCGUCCCUCGCAGAAUCUCCGCUUUGCUCUUCGUCUUCCCUUCUCGUCUUCGCCGAUCUCUCUCUCUCUCUCUCUCUCUCUCUCUCUCUCUCUGUAGAUUCUCAGGUGAUUUCCGAUGGCGACCAAAAGGAUCGUGAAGGAGCUCAAGGAUUUGCAGAAGGAUCCCCCCACAUCUUGCAGCGCCGGUCCUGUUGCAGAAGAUAUGUUUCACUGGCAAGCAACAAUUAUGGGUCCCCCAGAUAGCCCUUAUGCUGGGGGUGUUUUUCUCGUAACUAUUCAUUUUCCUCCAGAUUAUCCAUUCAAGCCCCCAAAGGUGGCAUUCAGAACCAAGGUUUUCCAUCCGAAUAUCAACAGCAACGGGAGCAUUUGUCUUGAUAUUUUGAAGGAACAGUGGAGUCCUGCCUUGACCAUUUCCAAGGUGUUGCUUUCAAUCUGUUCUCUCUUGACGGAUCCGAACCCAGAUGAUCCUUUGGUGCCGGAGAUAGCUCACAUGUACAAGACGGACAGGAACAAGUAUGAGACAACUGCAAGAAGUUGGACCCAGAAGUAUGCCAUGGGCUAAAAGAAAAGCAAUUAUUAUUCGCGAGGGCAAAGGCCCCCGCUUUCUCUUCAUUCUCGUCUAUGGAUGUAACAUUCGGAUGAUGUUUAAAUUGGAACUUAAGAACAAAUUCAUAGCAUUUUCUCAGUUAAAAGAAGAAACUCAUAUCUCAAUGUUAUAUUGUUCGGGCAAA
Rhodamnia argentea is the source of this 756-nucleotide messenger RNA. Its product is annotated as ubiquitin-conjugating enzyme E2 10. Gene Ontology annotation, cellular component: nucleus. Gene Ontology annotation, molecular function: ubiquitin conjugating enzyme activity. The record is from RefSeq and is a predicted model, not a curated record. The coding region runs from base 141 to 587 and encodes 148 amino acids. Gene Ontology annotation, biological process: protein polyubiquitination. NCBI's taxonomy places the organism in Eukaryota, Viridiplantae, Streptophyta, Magnoliopsida, Myrtales, Myrtaceae. The transcript has 5 exons.